AAACAGAGACUAACUUUUAUGGUUUUGAAGUCCAUUAAUUCCUUUUAAAAAAAACGAAAUAAGGAAGUUAAUAACAAACUAUUGGAAAUACGUAAUUUGAAUCUACAUUUCUCUUCUGAAAUGGAAGAAACUAAACAUCUUGAAAAUCUUGUUACGGACUUGGAGUCUAAAUGUGAGAUGCUGGAGUUAGAAAAGCAAAAACUACUUGAAAGUCUCCGGAAAACUGCAAGUGUAAAAAGUUCCCUUCAGCACAAAGAAGAAGAAUUACGAGAAUUAUAUGAAAGCUUAAAAAGCCUUUUAACAAUCCCUUCUAAAGAUAAAAGUAUAGAGGAAAGCUUGAGUGUUAAUGUAAGAAAUGCGCCCGAAGUCCAGACUUUUCAAGAAUUGGAAAAAAAAUGUGAGAAGAAAGACCUAAUUACUCUUUUGCAUGAUGAUUUUACAAGGGCUCCUACUUUGGCUGAAUCCAGAGAACAUUCAAACCCCUUUGACGAUCCCUUUGGGCUUUUUUACAAUUUUAGCGAUAGCAGCAACAACAGUUACUGCAAAGAUUUAUGGAAUCUCGAUCUAUUCUCAGAAACUUCAACUACCAUAUUGCCUAAAACUACUUACGAAUUUAAAAAAAUUAUAAAGGAAACUUCCGAUGAUCCAUUCGCUGAGCUUCCAGACUUUAUUGCAAAACAUCUCUCAGAAGAGUCAAUUAUUGAAUCUCUUUUUACUUCUCAACCCAAUAAUACUAAUAUUAAUUAAACAAACAGA
Messenger RNA from Zophobas morio, 756 nucleotides. RefSeq lists its product as uncharacterized. Lineage: Eukaryota; Metazoa; Arthropoda; Insecta; Coleoptera; Tenebrionidae. The record is from RefSeq and is a predicted model, not a curated record. The transcript is spliced from 8 exons. The coding region runs from base 121 to 747 and encodes 208 amino acids.